AUGGCAUUGGAUAAAAUCGCAUACAAACUAUUGAGAUCUUCAUACUUUCCGGCCCAUAGAUUGUUUUCCGCUGUGGUCAAGUCCAUCAAAUGUAUAAUAACACUUCUAUACGUGACAGCGUCAUUAGGUACGGGAUUAAUGAAUGGUAUCGGGCACACCUUUGUUAGAAGUUCAUCAAAUAGCCGCGUUCCAGCACGAAUUAAUUCUGUACGAGAUAUUUGGCGUAGAUCAGGUCCUAGCACGUUUAUAAAUCAGAGCAAGAUAGCAACGGGAGAAAAUUCUACAUUAUCUUCCAUAAAUACCAACGAUACCAACAUUAAUAAUAGUUCAGAAAAUAAAAAUGCAAAAGAACAUAAUUUUCAAAGGAAUGGACAAUUAUCUUGGGAUCCAACUGACGAUCAAAUCUUUUCAGAAGAUGAAAAAACGAUAAUAGCUGUUGGUCAUUCAUGUGUAAAAUCAAUUGUUCCUCUUGAACUUUUACGAUCUGUUUAUUUACCCAUGAAAUUACAUGAUAGACUUCUUGAUUCAAAUAAUAUGACCAUAUUUUAUCUUCAACAAAAAUCAUUCCUUCCAGUUAAAUCAUUAUCACAAAAAGAAAAGAAAAGAAUAUUAGUAACAGGGGGAGCAGGAUUUGUGGGUUCACAUUUAGUUGAUAGAUUAAUGUUAAUGGGACAUGAAGUUAUUGUACUUGAUAAUUUCUUUACAGGUCGUAAAAAUAAUGUUAGUCAUUGGAUAAGUCAUCCAAACUUUGAAUUAAUUCGUCAUGAUGUCGUUGAUCCAUUCUUAAUUGAAGUUGAUCAAAUUUAUCAUUUGGCAUGUCCCGCUUCACCACCUCAUUAUCAAUAUAAUCCUAUUAAAACUGUUAAAACUAGUGUAAUGGGAACAAUUAAUAUGCUUGGUUUGGCUAAACGCGUCAAGGCUCAGGUCUACGGUGACCCAGAAGAACAUCCUCAAGCAGAAACAUAUUGGGGCAACGUAAAUCCUAUUGGACCAAGAGCAUGUUACGACGAAGGAAAACGAGUAGCAGAAACAUUAACUUAUGCGUAUAUGCAUCAAGAUGAUGUUGAUGUUAGGGUUGCUCGUAUCUUUAACACAUUUGGUCCUCGUAUGAACGAAAAUGAUGGUCGAGUAGUAAGCAAUUUUAUUAUGCAAGCAUUGAAAGGAGAAGAUCUCACAAUUUAUGGGGAUGGAUAUCAAACACGUUCAUUUCAAUAUGUUCACGAUUUAGUAGAUGGUUUAAUUUUAUUAAUGAAUAAAGAUUAUACGGAACCAAUUAAUUUAGGAAAUCCAGAUGAAUAUACGAUACGAGAAUUUGCUGAAUUGAUUCGUAAUGAAGUCAAUUGUUCAUGCAAGAUUAAAACUUUACCUGCACCAACUGAUGAUCCUAGAAAACGAAAACCUGAUAUUACGAGAGCAGAACAAAUUCUUGGAUGGAAACCUCGAUGGCCAGUUAAACAAGGUAUAUGUGAAACAGUUAAAUAUUUCCAGAUGCAAAUGAAGGCGGAUUUAUUAUGA
Diversispora eburnea is the source of this 1515-nucleotide messenger RNA. Lineage: Eukaryota; Fungi; Glomeromycota; Glomeromycetes; Diversisporales; Diversisporaceae. The record is from the annotation of a GenBank genome assembly.